AUGGCUCAGGAGACAAACCAGACCCCAGGGCCCAUGCUGUGUAGUACAGGAUGUGGAUUUUAUGGAAAUCCUAGGACAAAUGGGAUGUGCUCUGUUUGCUACAAAGAGCAACUUCAACAACGGCAGAAUAGUGGUAGGAUCAGCCCAAUGGGGACAGCUAGUGGCUCAAACAAUCCCACUUCAGAUUCUGCAUCUGUGCAGAGAGCAGACACUAGCUUAAGCAACUGUGAAAGUACUGCUAAUAACACAUCUGAAAAAUCAAGAACUGUGGCUGUUGCUGCUUUGCCUGUAAUGCAGCUAAUGACAGAAAUGAUCAUUUCGAGAGAGGAAAAACUAUCAUCGAAAAUGGAGACAGAGCCAGUUGUUAUUCAACCAAGCCCAUCCGUUUCUCAACCUAGCACUUCAGAGAGUGAAGAGAAAGCUUCUGAACUGCCUAAACCAAAGAUGAACAGAUGUUUUAUGUGCAGAAAGAAGGUUGGCCUUACAGGAUUUGAUUGCCGAUGUGGGAACUUAUUUUGUGGACUUCACCGUUAUUCUGACAAGCAUAACUGCCCAUAUGAUUACAAAACAGAAGCUGCAGAAAAAAUAUGGAAAGAGAAUCCAGUAGUGGUGGCUGAAAAAAUUCGGAGAAUAUAA
Melopsittacus undulatus (budgerigar) is the source of this 636-nucleotide messenger RNA. RefSeq names its product AN1-type zinc finger protein 5-like. Gene Ontology annotation, molecular function: zinc ion binding; DNA binding. Lineage: Eukaryota; Metazoa; Chordata; Aves; Psittaciformes; Psittaculidae. The coding region runs from base 1 to 636 and encodes 211 amino acids. The transcript is spliced from 5 exons. The record is from RefSeq and is a predicted model, not a curated record.